Molecule: messenger RNA, 3735 nt
Organism: Hydractinia symbiolongicarpus
Lineage: Eukaryota; Metazoa; Cnidaria; Hydrozoa; Anthoathecata; Hydractiniidae
Product: nuclear exosome regulator NRDE2-like
Exons: 7
Coding region: 247-3441 (1064 amino acids)
Biological process (GO): RNA processing; negative regulation of RNA catabolic process; regulatory ncRNA-mediated post-transcriptional gene silencing
Cellular component (GO): catalytic step 2 spliceosome
Molecular function (GO): protein binding
Source: RefSeq, a predicted model, not a curated record
AUGUGCACAAGCCCGAUAUGAGUUUUUUUUAUGUAAAAACAACAAAAUUUUGUGGAGGUUUGAAAGCUCAUUUAUUUGUAUUAUAUUUUGGGUCCACGUAAAGGCUACCUAAGAUUCUAUGGUGUCAUGAUAUGUUUAACACUGUUACUGUUUUAGUGUGUUGUAAAGUGUUGGAGAUUAUUAACAUUUGUUGAAAAUGUAUUUUUGUUGGCUUGUCUUUUUCUUCCAGGUUAUAUAAUUGAUAGAAUGGGAGAGAAUCUUUUAUUUCCUUCAGCUGCGGUUAUAAUCCAGAAUAAUGUUGUGCAAUCAGACACACCUCAACAGAAUGUUCUAAACAGCAACGAAUUUACAAGCUUCGCCAGUACAGAACAAUUAGAUGAAAAAUCAUGGCAUAAUUCUUCGAUAAAUCUUAAAAAGGACAUUGAAAGCAGUGACACGUCAUCGUUAUCUUCCAGUUGGGAGUCAGACGAGAAGUCUCAUGUGAAAAGAAGAAAAAAAGAGAAGAAGAAAAGGAAGAAAAAACACAGAAAAAAGCAUUCCAGAGAGAAGAAGCAACCAAAGGUGGAACGUGUUAGCAAGCCUGACACCAUCUGGUUAGAAAAUACCAACUUAGACACUUCAGAUGCAUUUCGUAAAGAUAAGCGCGCGGAUAAAAAUAAUUCCGAAUUUGAUAGCUUGUACAAAAUGGAUGUAGCCAUGUUUCGUGCUCAUUUUGAGUGGACAUGUUUAGGCUUGAGUAACAAACAGAGUAUAUCACUUUACCCUAACAAAAGAAAGAGGAAGAAAAACAAAGUUGAAAAAACACGCUAUUUUUUAAGUGGUAACCAUGGUGUUCUCGACAUCGACGACGGUGACACGACGUUCGUACAUUCGACGGAAAGUCAAGAAUUUAUUCCGUUGGCCAGGAAUCCUGUUAAACGAGAUGAAGUUAUCGAUCAAGGUGUUGAGGUUUCUCGAUACGUGACGGAUAGCUAUACGGAAGGUAGUAAAAAGUUCUCAACCGAGCUCUUAAAUCAUCCACGCGAUAUUCAACUAUGGCUGGAAUUUGUUGAUUUUCAAGACAACCUGAUCACAGCCAGUAGUAAAAACGAAGAAGGGGAAGGUUUGAAAAAAACUCCCAAAGCCAUUGUUGAAAAGAAAUUGAGCAUUUUGGACAAAGCCAUGACCAGAAACCCGACCUCCAUUGAAUUAAUAUUGAAAUACGCGCAUCUAGUGAAAGAGAUCUGGUCAUCAAGUAGAGUGAAUGAACAGUGGAAGGGUUGGUUGUUUAAAUUUCCGAACUGUAGCCUUUUAUGGCAGGAGUAUUUGCUGUACGUACAAUCAGACUUAAUGUCAAUGACCCUUUCUUCUGUUGUGAAAGCGUACAAAAAUUGUUUCCGCACUUUGCUCGGUAUUUAUACUGGUACCUUACGCACACACAAACCAGAAGAGAACGCUGAAGAGGCACUAUUGGUUGUCCUACUGCAGUUCGUCAUAUUUUUAUGGAGGGCUGGUUGUAGCGAGAAAGCAGUGUGUAUUCUCCAAUGUAUGAUCGAGUUCAAUCUCAACACGCCGCAUGAUUCACACGAAAACUUAAAACAAAAGAAAGAGCGAUUUGAAGUGUUUUUCGACUCAGGCGUACCAAGAUUCAGUGAAGACGGAUGGAGCGCUUGCUGUCACUCUCCUCCUGCGAGUACAGUACCUGCUACGCUGAUCACGUGUACAACAUUCUCUACGCCCACCUUUGAUGAAGUUCUCGAGGAGAAAAAAAAGACUUUACAGGAAAAAAUUUGGACCGAACUUGAAAUAAUUCGAGAAAUGUCUCAGUUCGAACCAUUUCGUGGUUGUCAUGACGACUGUGAAGAUACGGAUCGGAUUGUGCUUUACGACGAUAUCUCCUUUGCUCUGUUCAAUCUACCUUCGCCCGAUUUAAUGUUCCAGUUGCUAAUAUCCUUCUUGCUUCUGCUUGGAGUCCCUAUACCUAAGCAUAUGCUGUCAAACGACGUGCUAAAUUGUUUUUCCAAAUAUUUUUAUCUUGAGAACGCCGCAGGUGUUUGUUUGUGCCAUUCUACAGUGCGUGCUAGCCAUGUUUCUUUAAAGUCGAUUUUGCUGACUGAAGUUGAUGCGUUUAAUGUAGGGUGUGUUGGAAAAGCGAGACAAAUAUUGUCUCAGUCAUUAAGCUUGUUUGGAGAUAAAUAUGUCAAAAAACUAUCGCAGAUUUGGUUCCAUUUUGAGACAAUGUUAUUCCGUAAAGAAAUCGAAACUACUUCAAACCAAUCGAACUGCAAAACGUACGGAAAAGAGAUUAAGAAAUUUGUUAAAAGCGUGUUGAAACUCCCGCCUAACGGUAACUGUGUUGCAUUGUGGGAUAUGUACGCAAUGUACGAAUGGAAGCUUGGUCGUCACGACGACGCGAAGAAGAUAUACUUCACAACGCUGCGGUUAUGUUCUACGAAGGUGGGGAAGAGACACUUUCGUAUCGCCUCCUCGGUCAGGUCCAUGAUUGAUCUUCACCUCUUGGACUCAAGCAAUAACGAGGUCGAUAUUCGUGUCUCGAGCGGAAUAAAGAAGCAGGUUUUACAAAUACUUUGUGCUUUUGUGACUGGAAAUGAUCUCGACUUGUCUUCAAACGCAAACACUGUAGACCUAUUGAAAGUUUGUAGUCUGUUAAAAUCCGAGCAUGCGCAGCUGUUGAACAAAAGAGAUUUACUGAACUCGAGAGAAAGAGACUUUCUGUGUUGUUACAUUGUGUUCGAAUAUUUCUUUAACGGUUUCGAAUCUCUGCACACUGCGUGCAAAGAAAUUCUUGAGUUCUCCUCCUGCACGAAACAACACGAAGGACUUGUUGAUAUAUUUCUACACGCUUUAGUUCUAAUGCACUCGCAUUGCAAAUGUAACUAUGAAUGUUUUUCCAUAUACAAGACCACGCUUGAAAGUUGUUUCGAGCGAUAUCCAAAUAAUACGUCAUUGAAUAGUUUGUUUAUUAAUGUGAAGCAACACGGCCUAGACAGUCUGCAUGCUCGGAGAUUUUAUAAAAACCUUAUUAAGAACACCGAAGCGGUGGAUCCGUGGCUACACGCUGUGGAGUAUGAAGAACAAAGAUUAAAGUAUGUUAGUCCACUACCGGUAGCUGAAUCAGUAUCGUUGGAAUUUGUGGACGCACAGAGCGGUGUACAUAAUCGUAUUCGCGCCUUGUAUCAACGUUUGCUAAGCACAGAGAAGUUUAGGUACUGCGCCGACCUAUGGAUAAAAUAUAUUGACUUUCAAUUGAAGUUCGGUACUGAAAAGAUGGCGAGGGAUACGUUCUACACAUCCUUGCGAAGUUGUCCUGGUGGAAAGAUUUUAUAUCGACUAGCGAUUGAUCAUUUGAACAUGUUCAAGGAAGCUUACGAUUUGAUGAUGGAGAAAGAACUGCGUGUAAAACUUAUAGUGGAGGAGUUGGAUAUACUGUUGGAAAACUAAACAUUCACGAAAAUAGAAAGAUAAAUUGGCUUCCCAGAGUCGUACGGCUUUCAGGGUUGUCACGUGCAGUGCUUUUCCCGUAACCAUAUAUAAAGUGCAGUGUUUCUCCCGUAACCAUAAAGACCUGGAGACUAAGUUUCAAGGAAAUCACAAUAUGUGCGAACACUUACACAAGAAAAUAAUAAAUGAACGAAAUGUUGUUAUUAAUUAGUCUUUGGUGUCACAAUAUGGAUUGCAUCAAUAGGGAUGUUGUGACGCCGUCACUGGUCAUGUGAAAUACGUCAAAAUACUGUU